GGACUAGUAAAGACCAACGUCGACAAAACUCGACGCCCGCCAUUAUAGCUCUUGCUCCUUGGCGUCCUUUGCUUGCAGUACGGCUUUUCUCACGUACAAAGAUAACCUCAUAAAAACUUAUCUACAGUCAUGGCUGAUAACGAUGAUCUUUUGGACUACGAAGACGAGGAACAGACCGAGGCGGUAGUCGACGGAAGUGGAGAUGCACCGGCCAAAAAAGAAGUCAAGGGUACCUACGUUUCUAUUCACAGCAGUGGUUUCAGAGAUUUCCUGCUAAAACCAGAAAUUCUCAGAGCUAUUGUUGAUUGCGGUUUCGAGCAUCCAUCCGAAGUUCAACACGAAUGUAUUCCACAAGCUGUACUCGGUAUGGAUAUUCUCUGCCAAGCUAAAUCCGGUAUGGGAAAAACGGCUGUAUUUGUAUUGGCAACUCUACAACAGCUUGAGCUAACAGAGAAUCAAGUGUACGUGUUGGUAAUGUGCCACACACGUGAAUUAGCAUUCCAAAUCAGUAAAGAGUACGAGCGGUUCAGCAAAUACAUGCCCCAAGUCAAGGUUGGUGUAUUCUUUGGUGGACUUCCAAUCCAAAAAGAUGAAGAAGUAUUAAAAAAUACCUGCCCUCACAUCGUGGUAGGAACACCGGGACGUAUUCUGGCACUUGUACGGAAUAAGAAGCUUAACCUUAAGCACUUGAAACAUUUUAUUCUCGAUGAAUGUGACAAAAUGCUCGAAUUGCUUGAUAUGAGACGAGACGUACAAGAAAUCUUCCGUAGCACUCCACAUGGCAAGCAAGUAAUGAUGUUCAGCGCAACAUUAUCGAAGGAUAUUCGACCAGUCUGCAAAAAAUUCAUGCAAGAUCCUAUGGAAGUUUACGUCGACGACGAAGCCAAACUCACACUUCACGGUCUCCAGCAGCACUACGUCAAGCUGAAGGAAAAUGAAAAGAAUAAAAAACUCUUUGAACUUCUUGAUGUGCUCGAAUUUAACCAAGUUGUUAUUUUUGUUAAAUCUGUGCAAAGGUGUAUGGCAUUAGCACAAUUAUUGACAGAACAAAAUUUCCCAGCAAUUGGUAUCCACAGAGGAAUGACUCAAGAAGAGCGUUUAUCGAGGUAUCAACAGUUCAAGGAUUUCCAAAAGAGAAUUUUGGUUGCUACCAAUUUGUUUGGACGUGGUAUGGAUAUUGAACGAGUAAACAUCGUCUUCAACUACGACAUGCCUGAAGACUCCGAUACGUAUUUACAUCGAGUAGCACGAGCAGGACGUUUCGGUACCAAAGGUCUUGCAAUAACGUUAGUUAGUGACGAGAGCGACGCUAAAAUAUUGAAUGACGUUCAAGAAAGAUUCGACGUGAACAUUACGGAGUUACCAGACGAAAUUGAUUUGGCAUCUUACAUUGAAGGCCGAUAAACAUUGAGAUGCAAUCGUCAAACGAAAAUGGUUCUUACGUCCAAGUGCCAAGGUGGCACAGUCGAUUAUGUGACGAAUACGUAACACGUAUUAGUUGAUCGACAACCGAAGGGAGAGAUCCUCCCUUAUCUUUUAAGUCUUUUUUUAUAUUGUGAAUAGUGGUUAAAAAUCAAGACUAGCGUAACUGACAAAAUAAAAUUAGAAUAAAU
Molecule: messenger RNA, 1613 nt
Organism: Cotesia glomerata
Lineage: Eukaryota; Metazoa; Arthropoda; Insecta; Hymenoptera; Braconidae
Gene: Hel25E
Product: ATP-dependent RNA helicase WM6
Exons: 8
Coding region: 130-1404 (424 amino acids)
Biological process (GO): mRNA export from nucleus; mRNA splicing, via spliceosome
Molecular function (GO): RNA binding; ATP binding; RNA helicase activity
Source: RefSeq, a predicted model, not a curated record